This is a messenger RNA of Triticum turgidum subsp. durum (durum wheat), 486 nucleotides long. The record is from the annotation of a GenBank genome assembly. NCBI's taxonomy places the organism in Eukaryota, Viridiplantae, Streptophyta, Magnoliopsida, Poales, Poaceae.
AUGGGCAGCCUGCUCCCCAAGCUGGGCCAGCUGCUCAUGGAUGAGUACAACCUGCACAAGCGCGUCAAGAAAGAUGUCGAGUUUCUUCGGAAGGAGCUUGAGAGCAUGCAUGCUGCCCUCGUCAAGGUUGGUGAGGUGCCACGGGACCAGCUCGACAAGCAAGUCAAGCUCUGGGCCGAUGAAGUCAGAGAGCUCUCCUACAACAUGGAGGAUGUCGUCGACAACUUCCUCGUACGUGUCGAAGGUAUUCAGCAGCCUCACAACAACACCGGCAGAUUCAAGGAGCUCAAGAGCAAGAUGUUAGGCUUGUUCAAGAAAGGCAAGAAUCACCAUCGGAUAGCUGACGCCAUCAAGGAAAUCAAGGAGCAACUCCAGGAGGUGGCUGCUAGGCGUGAGAGGAACAAGCUUGAUGGUAUUGCUCCUAAUCCUAGUGAAACAAUUGCCAUCGAUCCUCGUCUCCGUUCUCUGUACACAGAAGCGACAUAG